Ctenopharyngodon idella (grass carp) is the source of this 3135-nucleotide messenger RNA. RefSeq names its product BEN domain containing 7 (gene bend7). Gene Ontology annotation, molecular function: DNA binding. The transcript is spliced from 9 exons. NCBI's taxonomy places the organism in Eukaryota, Metazoa, Chordata, Actinopteri, Cypriniformes, Xenocyprididae. The coding region runs from base 338 to 1648 and encodes 436 amino acids. The record is from RefSeq and is a predicted model, not a curated record.
CAAUGUAAGUCUGGACCCUCAUAUUUGCGCCCCAGAAAUAUUAGCGACCAUCAGGUGGCGCAAAGGAAUAGACGUGACGAAUUCUGAAAGAAUUAAGAGGUUUAUUUAUUUACAUCAUAAACGAGCAGCCCCGCAGGAGAAUGUAAACGCGUCCUGUCCAUCCUCCUCCUCCUCAUCACCACCAUCAUCAUCAGUCCAGAGAGACGCGCGAUUAUUAUUAAAGCUCAGGUUCGCUUCACUCAUCAUCAGCUGGACUUAAUGAGUUUGUCAGUGAUUAAAGAGCCUGUGUGCUGAUGAACUGGGCUGGAUUCUGUCUCUUCACCGCUCUGCCCUUAAAAUGGAGUUUGUGGAGAGGAAGCGGAGCAGGAAAUCUCAGAGCUUUAAACUGGUGAAUGAUGCAGAUUUUAGCCAUGAAAUGGAUGAUGUGGACCAGAAUGACACUGAAGGUGAAGCAGCUUCUGAGAGUGAAGUCUGGUUAGGUGAUGAAGGGAUGGAGAUAAAGAAACAGAUAACAGGCAUGAUGCGCUUGCUGAGUGACAAGACAGGACGAGUGUACCAGCGAGUUGGACGAGAGGGAGAGACCCUAAAACAAGAGCCUCAGGAAGAGGCUCUCAGCCCGCCCAUGGCACAGAGCCCGGCCCCUGAACAUCUCCAGUAUGGCUGGAGCUCCGUCCCACCUCUGGCUCACGGGCAGUACGGCACACGCUCCAAAACCCAGAGGAUGCUGAACCACUUGAAAGCUAAUGACAUGGCCUUGCCCCCUGCGCCUGCUGCCAUGGCAACUGAGCCCAGCUGCUGUAUGUGCAACUGCAAGAGCACCCUGCAGGCCAUUCUGCUGGAGUUACGUACCAUGAGGAAACUAAUCCAAACUCAGAGAGGGACCCAGGACAAACAGGGCUCCCAGGGUUCACUUUCCUCGUCCCGAGCCUGCAUCUCCAGGAGGAGGACUCGAAAGAGGAGGCCAGGUCACAGAGUGACACUUCUGGCCACAGCCACUAAAAAAAGCACACCUCUGUCACCAACUGCUGAGGUUGAUACUGUUAAUGAGUGUAAUCAGUCCAGAGAGGACACACCCUCCACGUUGGCAACAUUUAUCCCAGAUCCCAUUCCCAGUGUGAAGACACCUUCCUCUCACUACAGCAUCACCAGAGGCCAAAGCACCACAGAGCCGGAGGUGCAGUUGGCCGAGGAUUAUGACGUAUUUAUUCCUAAAGCACAGUUGGACUCUAUCUUACUGAACUACACACGCUCUGGCAGCCUGCUCUUCAGGAAACUGGUGUGUGCGUUCUUUGAUGAUACCACACUGGCAAACUCACUGCCCAAUGGCAAGAGGAAGAGAGGUCUGAAUGACACCAGGAAAGGACUCGAUCAAAACAUAGUUGGAGCCAUUAAAGUGUUCACAGAAAAGUAUUGCACUGCCAAUGGAAUUGAGAAGCUUCCCGGCCCUAGAGACUGGGUCCAGAUUCUGCAAGACCAGAUUAAACUUGCCCGUCGACGCUUAAAAAGAGCAGAGACAACCUCAGACAGUAGUGAUAUUCAGCACAAAACAGAGAAAACUGUUGAUAAAGUGGAAACUGUGAUGCAAAAUGGUACGGCAAUGCACACUUUUAACAUCUCACUCUCAAAAAGUGGCAUUGUUCUUAAGUAACACUUUCUUCUGUACCGCAGGUGCUGUUUAUGAGAGAACAGAAUGUCUAGUUGCUAUGGACACUGCCUGAGAAGAGAUUGUUUUCAACAAAAUGCAAUCUCCGACCCCCGCAAAGGAGUCAUUUUUAAUAGUUUCAUAUGUCUAGACUGGAGCACGUGUCAACAGAUAUGGCUUUGAAAUUCUCAUGGUCAGCUGUGCUACAGACAGAAAGUUUGUGUGGAAAUAAAGGGCAACAUUUGGCUGAUCUGUAGGACCCCUGCUGGCAUUCCCGACAACUAUGGACACACUUUUGUAACACAAGUACUCUCAUUUGAUAAUUUUAAAGUGGGUCGUCCCAGAUGUUACUAGUUGUCUUCUAUGAAUAUAUGGAAGUGUUUGUAGUUUUUCAGCUUCAUCCAAAUGCUUCACCAACAAAUAUCAGCAGAACUGCUGAAAAAACAUGACUGUGCCUUUAAUUCACUCUGCCAUGCCAAGCAACAAACUGAUGUCAUUUCACGGUUGUGCUGUUUAUUGACACUUUCUGGUGAAAUAUGUUGCAUUUUCUAGUAUUUAAUGUCACAUUUGCUGCACAUAGUCUUACUAAUAUGUCGUUGGUUAUAUAAUCUGGCAGACUGGUUAUGUAGACAUGUAACUGUUUGACUUCCUGUGUAAGAGGAUUUAGUGUCUAUUGAAUGUGUACUAAUGAGUGAAUAUGAACAUUGUCCUGCGUCUGUGUAACAAAGGGUUUUUACCUCACGGCCAAAUGCUUGAAUAACUAUUCAUGUUAAUAUCCGGGUUAAAUACUAGUAAAGCUGUUUGGACAGCAUCUGUGGCUCAAUUCAUGUCUCAGUUUGCAAAAGCAAUUCUAAACGCACAUACAGAAAUGCACUUUCAUUGCACAUUUGCCCCUUAGACGUCCACUGUAAGUGCAGAACUUUCACCUCAGACUAAUGUUUGCUUUCACAAACUGAGAUAUGACGAAUGCUGCAGAUGUGGUUGAUAGAGCUUAAGCGUGAAUAUUCCUUUAAGAGCACAGAUAUUAUGUCUGUUUCUCCUUUUUAAUAUGCCUGUUUAAAAAAAAAGAUAAAGCUCAACUUUAUGUUUAUUAGUGGAAAGUUGUUUGGUCUGAUGCGUCAAAUAAAUACUAUGGCUGUGUCCUAAAUGGUUGACCUAAAUCUGUUUCAAAUGUGCUUGUUUCCCCAACAAUAUUUCACAGAUACAGUCAAGUGACCAUACUCAAAAAUGAAUCAAGUUACAUUUUCUGUAACAAGUCACACUGAUAAAGAAACAGGAAAAAAAAAAACACUCAAAGGACAGAAAAAGAGUAAAGCAUAUUUUAUUUAUUUUUUUAUGUUUUUUUUGUUGGCAGAUUUGUAUAUAUAUUUAUUUCAUAAAAGUGAAGAUUAAAAUUGAUAUUUUGCAUUUGUGGAUGUAGAAUUUACAAAAACAAAAUUAAAUGUAUAAUAAAACAUUCAUCAUCAUUGAAACGAUCAUUUAUUUAGUAACCA